AUGAUGAACACUCACCCCAAGAAGCUGUUAAUCCUCAGGUUCUUCUUAAACCCUAUUGCUUUAAAAACCCCAAACCCUAAUUCAUUCAUAUCAUCGACUACCUCCUCUUUUUUGUCCUCAGAAUCAUCUUCUAAUAAUCACCUAUUUUCCGUUCUUCGUUUUUUCUCUGUCACGUCAGAGGAUGAACGACCGAUUUCUGAUAAAAAUGUUGGAUUUCAAGACAUGACCCUGACCCAUCCUCUCGUGACAAGAAAGAGACCCAUAGAUUUGCCUCAGCCACUCGGUGUGUCGCCCCAAAUGGUUUCUCAAGUGAUUGAUGUGGUGACGAGCAGUAACGGUGAUUGCGGAUCUAAGUUAGAUUCCAUGGGCAUAACACUCUCUAAGAGAUCCGUAUGUGAGAUUUUUAGGGUUUUGAGUUGCGAUAGAGUACCUGGACUGAAAUUUUUCGAAUGGGUUCGGGAUAAUAAUCCGGAUAUUCACCGCAGUGCUGAUGUUUGUAGUCUGAUGAUUGAUAACUGUGGUUGGUUAGGUGAUUACGACACAAUGAAGGAUCUGCUGAUGCAGUUUAAACAGGAAGGAAUCUGCCUUACAGACAACGCGUUUGCAUUUCUACCUGUACUCGGUUCAAGUAAGUCUCAUGCCAUGGAAUCAAUUUCAUUAAUAAUUCGGGUUUUGAAUGAAGUUGGAGGUUCUAUUCGUAGCUCUGGUGUUUUCUCCAUGAUUCAUAUGCUCUGUGUUAUUGACUCUUUUGAAUUGGCCAAGUUUGUGAUGGAAGUUACAGAGAAGAAGCUGAAUUACUAUGCCAUUAUAGCUCGUGAAAAAUGUAGAAGAGGACAUUCAGACGAAGCUUAUGCCUUACUUGGUGAGAUGCGGAUGGCAGGUUGCGAACCAGACUCCAAAAUUUACAACUACAUUCUUGGUAGUUUAUGCAAAAAUGAUAAGCUUCCUGAAGCUAUGAAUUUGCUUAAAGAAAUGAAAGAAGCGGGUGUUGAUCCAGAUCCGAUAACAUUUGAAGUAAUCAUUGCAAAUUCGUGUAGAUCUGGGAAGAUGGAAUUUGCAAAAGAUAUUUUAAAGAGGUUACUGCAUAUGGGUCAUACACCUCGGCUUACAACUCAUGCUGCUUUUGUGAAAGGCUAUUUUGAUGCUGGAAAAUAUGAGGAGGCGUAUGAAUAUGUAAGGGAUAUUGAAGUGAAGAAGAUGCCUGCUACGAAUAAGAUGUAUGGGUUUCUUGCAAGGAUGCAUCAGAGAAAUGGAAAUAUUGUUGUUGCUUGUAGGAUUCUUGAUGAAAUGAUGGAGAAAGAGUUGAAUAAGAAAGACAAAUUGAUGCCAAAAGGAUGAAUGACAUUUGGGUGGGUUUAGUGUUCUGAUUAUCUGCAAUCAGGUCUAAGCAGAAAAGAAAUAUUCUUCCAGCAAUUUUCUCGCAUGUUAUGAAGUUGGUAUAAUAACAUUGAUCAUAAUUCUUAUUAUUGAAAAACUAUGGAGUCUUCAGGCUCUGCAUCCAAGUCUCAAAGUUGAGAAAGCAAAUAUCUAUUUAUUAGUUUCCAACCUUUUCCAUAAUUUCCCAUUUUUCUCUACAUGAAGAUUCUCAUAAAUCGCCCAACCCUAGAUUGAGGUUUAGUAGUGGAAAAUGCUGUCUGGAGCUUGAUGAAUGUUGCUAGAGUUAUUGAAGGUAUAUGCGGAGAAUCUUGCACAUUGCUAUGAUUAUAUUUGUUUGUUUGCUUGCUUAGUUUUGGGGCAAGCUCUAUGUUUAUCUAGGGUUUUGUUUGGAUGAUUAUUAUUGAAUUUCUUGGUAAAUGUCUUGAUACUUACAAAUCACAUCCUCCUAAUAAACUAAAUUUGGCUC
Lactuca virosa is the source of this 1843-nucleotide messenger RNA. NCBI's taxonomy places the organism in Eukaryota, Viridiplantae, Streptophyta, Magnoliopsida, Asterales, Asteraceae. The record is from the annotation of a GenBank genome assembly.